Sphaeroforma arctica JP610 is the source of this 1324-nucleotide messenger RNA. RefSeq lists its product as hypothetical. Lineage: Eukaryota; Ichthyosporea; Ichthyophonida. The record is from RefSeq and is a predicted model, not a curated record. The transcript has a single exon. The coding region runs from base 124 to 1239 and encodes 371 amino acids.
CCGAGAGCGAACUCAGAAUGUCACUCUCUUGGAAAUGGAAACUAAUCCUUUAGGCUUCAAGUCCUCGUAUAUACUACCUUCUCGCUCCUGACUGGUAGCACUUUAUACUUAAAAACACUGACAAUGUCGAAUCUGAACACCCGUGCAGCUUAUGAAUUUAUGUCAGCCAGUGAUUUCAAAACAGAACUGAGAUCCUUUUGUGAUGAAUUUCUAACCGAGUUAUCAAUCGUGGAAAGUCCGGCGGAUGCAGAAAAUUUUAUUAACGGUUACAAAGCGAAAGUGAAGGAAACACAGCUCAAGCUCAAAAAUGCUAUAGAGACAGUGAGCCUUUUCUUCCGCAAUGAUGAACAAGCUGCACUCGAUAGCAUGGUCAACCUCGCGAAAUGCGAUUGGCAGCAGCGAUUUCCUGCCAGCCAACAGCACACGUUUUUCGAUCGAUUGUUUAAAUUGCAGUGGUGGAACUUCCUAGCAAAUUGCUCUAAUGACAAGCAUUUUAUACCCAUGGAUUGGAAUCGCGUGGGAAUGACGGAGGUUUAUACAAACGAUACAGCAGCUAUGCAAGCCAUAAAUGAUUCAAACCAGCCAGGCGCAUCUUGUUGUAUCCUGAUCCCGGAACUUAGAAGUUUGCCUCACAACAAAAUCGAAUCCAAAGCCAUAGUUGUUGUGCAACCUGACAAAGUCGAAAUCUUUAAUAAGAACACACGUGGUUCUGCUGCCAUUGCUGGUGACGUGAGGGCAACUGCAAGGGCAUGCGAUGGUAAAGAUAAUACAAUUAUGCAUGAACGAAAUGACAAUCAAUGCAUUCGGCAACCGCAUGGGGCACAAGAUACUGGGUCAUCUGAAAGCGACAGCGUCAACAAUGUCAGGCGUCACAACAGCAAUAUCGUUCGGCCCCCCAAAUUUAUCUACCCGAGAUCGACUUAUACAGUCCCUCGCAUUUCAAUUCCAUCGUCUCCACAGCAGCGCUCAGCUCCACAAAAUGUCUACAAGCCAAGCAGUUUUUUGAAUUACGACAAAGAUGGUCCAGAUCGCUCAUUUAAAAAUCCGGAGUUUCAGAUGGCAACAGCGAAUGGUUGGAAACAUAGUAGUAAUAAUAAUGACCGUCAGAAUAAACAUCACGGUAUGGGCAAGAGCGCGAACGACGAACGUGCAACAAACCAAAACAAUAGGAACCAGAUGGAAAAACAAGAAGGAAUGGAUUCAGGGGACGAUUCUGUUAUGGUAGUCGAUGAAUUAUAAUGGUACAGGCUGGAUAUAACAGAUCGUGUGGCAGAUAUAACUUGACCUUAACACCAAGUUGUGAUUAAUAAAUGUCGAUACUUGG